AUGAGAGUACUAGUCGUCACAUUUUGGCUCCUGUUCACGGCUAGUAAUGCCGAACUGGGUGGCCGGGACAACGAAAUUCAACUUUUCCCUAAAAAUGGACAACAAAAUGUGAAUCCAGACACUCACCUAGUACUCACAUUUCCAUCUCCGCCAACAAUAGGCAACAAUGGCACCAUCCGCGUGUAUGAUACUUCAAACAACAAGCUUAUUGACAUGCUUGAUCUCUCAAUCCCAUCAUCUCCAAGUCCAUAUGGAAAUGGCUCAACAAAGGCCAACUACAGUGACACCACAACUUACCAGACCAACAUCAUCGGCGGAAUGGACUUCUAUUUCCACCCAAUCAUCGUCCGAGACAAUGCAGCAACUGUGUAUUUGCACAAUAAUCAGCUUGAUUACGGUCAAACAUAUUCAGUCGAAACAGAUUCUGAGGUGUUCAAGUUAGCCGACGGUAGUUACUCAACAACGAACUCGUGGACCUUUUCCACAAAGUCUCAAGGUCCAAGCCCGGAUGCCCCAGAAGUGAUUGUAGCUGCAGAUGGCUCUGCCGAUUUCAAUACUGUUCAAGGCGCCAUUGAUUGGGCGCCUUCAAACCCGACUCAGCGCAUCACAAUUCUUGUCAAAGAUGGAAACUAUGAAGAGCUGGUAUAUUGGCAAUACAAGACCAACCUCACCAUACGCGGAGAAAGUCGCAACAAAACCAUUGUUGGAUAUCCCAACAACAGCGCCUUCAAUCCCCCCAAUCGUCAAGGACCAUCCCGUCGUCCUGCAUUCUCCUUCCAUGGCGUCAGCGACGUCCAACUCAGCAAUUUCACUAUUAACAACUAUUAUCGUGGGCAAGCCGAAGCCCUUUUGAUUGAGGGAGUCCGUGUGAUUGUUGAUCAUAUGACUCUCAACGGCUCAGGAGAUGCCUUCACAACUUACGGUACCAUCUAUGUCGCGGACAGCAAGCUAACGGGUGAUGGUGAUACAAUACUAGGUUAUGGAUCAGUAUAUUGGCUCCAUAGCGAGGUUGUGUCCACGGCAGGAGCUGUGAGUUGGACGCGUACCGUACAAGGCAUUCAUGGGAAUGUUUUCGUCAAUUCGACUAUCAUUGGUGACCAAGGGAACUCGACUUUUGCGCGUUUGCCUGACAACUCGGGUGGAGUCAUGCCUAAUUGGCCAUAUGCAGAGAUGGUGUUGAUUAACACGAAGACAGCGGGCAUUGCACCAGUUGGCUGGGGACCUGUCCAAGGCCCACCAUUUGACACCAGUCAUCUCCAUCUUUGGGAGUAUAACACGAUGGAUUUGGAGGGAAACAUAGUGGAUGUCUCUGAGAGGCUGAAUGUUUCGAAGCAAUUGAGGCUUCCUGAAGACUCGGUUACAAUUGCUGAAUAUAGCGACCUAGCAUAUGUGCUUGGCGGAUGGACUCCUGUUGUUGUUUCUUCAUGA
Mollisia scopiformis is the source of this 1428-nucleotide messenger RNA. RefSeq names its product pectinesterase. Gene Ontology annotation, molecular function: pectinesterase activity. The record is from RefSeq and is a predicted model, not a curated record. The transcript has 2 exons. Lineage: Eukaryota; Fungi; Ascomycota; Leotiomycetes; Helotiales; Mollisiaceae. Gene Ontology annotation, biological process: cell wall modification. Bases 1 to 1428 code for a protein of 475 amino acids.